AUGUUUAGUUUCCUCUUCAAAAGAGUCCCAAUCGGGAGAACCAUAAGAGAUUUAACAAAACAACUGGGUUUUCUGCAAAACCCUUUCUCUCUCAAAUACAUCUCCUCAAAAGCCUCAAGAAAUGAGAACCCUUUCGUGGUCUCUUACCUUAUCAGCUCAUGUGGGCUAUCACCCGCAGCUGCCAUCUCUGCAUCCAAGAAGGUUGAUUUUGAAUCCUCUGAUAGGCCAGAUUCGGUUCUUGCCCUCUUCAGAAACCAUGGAUUCACCGAAGCGCAGAUUUCGAGUCUCAUUAGAAAGUAUCCGUUAUUGCUCCUUGCCUGUCCUACAAAGCACCUUCUCCCUAAACUUGAGUUCUUCCAUUCGUUUGGCGUUUCGAGCCCUAAUAUACCCAAAAUCCUAACCAACGAUCCAAGGGUUUUGUUCUUUAGCUUAGAAAACAAAAUCAUCCCUUCUUUUAAUUUCUUAAAGAGUUUAGUUGGGACUGUGGAGAAUGUUGUUUUUAGUCUAAAACGUCAAGCUCGUUUCAUCAGUUGUGAUAUUCAGAAUGUGGCUCGAAAUAUUGCAAUCUUGAGAGAAAAUGGAAUGCCUGAGUUUAAUAUCGUGCGUUUACUAACUUACCAUGCCCAGACGAUGACAUCUAAAAAUGAUCGGUUCAAACAGAAACUUGAGGAUCUUCAGCAAAUGGGUUUCGACCCUUCAAAAUACUUGUUUAUUGUUGCUCUCCAUGGCUUAACAUCAAUGAACAAAUCGACAUGGAAGCAGAAAUUGGAUGCUUAUCGAAGUUGGGGUUUUUCUGAGAAUGAAAUUAUCAUGGCAUUUAGGAGGUACCCUUGGUUUAUGACACUUUCUGAGAAGAAGAUAAUGAGCCAUAUGAAUUUCUUUGUUAACAAAAUGGGUUGGGAACUGGCAGUUAUCAUCACAUAUCCACAACUUCUUGGGCUUAGCUUGGAGAAGAGGAUUCUUCCAAGGUGUUCAGUUUUACGAGUAUUGAUAUUGAAAGGUCUAGUGAAGGAAGAUCUUAAAAUGGGACGUUUGUUGAAAAUAAGUGAGAAGAAUUUCUUGGAGAAGUUUGUGACCAAAUAUGAAAAAGAAGUUCCUCGUCUCUGUGAUUUAUACAAAGGAAAUAUUAGUCUGCUAGGACUAGGAGAUGGAAGUGAGGAUGAAAGUGGGUUGAAAGAACCUAUUGUAAAAUGCUCAAACUUUUGA
This is a messenger RNA of Telopea speciosissima, 1206 nucleotides long. Its product is annotated as transcription termination factor MTERF15, mitochondrial-like. Bases 1 to 1206 code for a protein of 401 amino acids. The record is from RefSeq and is a predicted model, not a curated record. NCBI's taxonomy places the organism in Eukaryota, Viridiplantae, Streptophyta, Magnoliopsida, Proteales, Proteaceae. Gene Ontology annotation, cellular component: chloroplast. The transcript has a single exon. Gene Ontology annotation, biological process: regulation of DNA-templated transcription; chloroplast organization. Gene Ontology annotation, molecular function: double-stranded DNA binding.